GCCUGAAGACUCAUUUUGAAACAGAGGCACAAAGUAAAUCAGAAAUGGCCUAUUGAUUUAUACUUUAUAAAUAGAACUGUUAAAUUAGCUCACUUCCAUUUUCUUCAGUUUCAUUAUUGGCAACCAAGCUCGUUACUGGUGUUCAAAAACCCAGGAGGAAAGGAAGAAAGCAACCUGCGAACAAUAUGCUAAGAUGUUCGACAGUGAAGAGGCACUUCAACCAUAUCAUUAUGUCGACAAGAACUGGCCGGCAGAGAAGUAUUCUGGGGGAUGUUAUGUCAGCAUCAUGCCAUGCGGUGUAAUGACUCGCUUUUGCAAAGUCUUACGUGAACCAAUUGGUCGAGUAUACUUUGCUGGUACUGAAACUGCUACAGUUUGGUCGGGUUACAUGGAUGGUGCAGUUCAGGCAGGGGAGAGAGCUGCAAGGGAGGUGCUCCAUGCAAUGGGGAAGAUAACGGCAGAAGAGAUCCACCAAAUUGAGCCACCGUCAAAGGAAGUCCCCCCUGUUCCUUGCCAACUGACGACAUUUCAAAGCUGGCUGCCCACUGUGCCCAUGUUUCUUACCACUGUAACAGCAAUUGCCGCUUUAGCUGGUGGCCUUUCAUUGCGACAUUUCUUAAAAUGAGAAACAAGUAGAUAGGAAACUUGUGAAAUAUAUAAUCUGUAUUAUUUAGAACUGCUAAAUACCCAGCUCUCAUUUCACAAGUAUUGGUCAAAAAAAUACUCUCAAACAGUCAGAUAAUGAAAGUACCAAAUUUAUUUAUUCUUG
Orbicella faveolata is the source of this 769-nucleotide messenger RNA. Its product is annotated as amine oxidase [flavin-containing] B-like. Gene Ontology annotation, molecular function: oxidoreductase activity. The record is from RefSeq and is a predicted model, not a curated record. Lineage: Eukaryota; Metazoa; Cnidaria; Anthozoa; Scleractinia; Merulinidae.